CGCCGGCGUGGUACACCCAACCUGCAGAGGCCGCUGCCGCCGGAGGCCAAGCAAUUAUGCUGACUGACAGGGAGAGCUAUCCAAUCAGCAAGAGACCGUGUCCCGCCGACCAAUGGCUGAUGGGGCCGGGACUCCCGGCGGAAAGGAGCUGCGAAGAAGGUGGCGGGCGAGGAACGGGCGGCUCUGUCGGGAGGGGAUGAGGGCCGUGCGGGCGCUGAAUGGCCUUUUCGCCCUCUACAAGCCCCCUGGUGUCCACUGGAAGCGAGUCCGGGACACCGUCGAGGCUAACUUGUUGAAAGAUCUUAAUUCUGCGGAAUGUCCUCGUCCCGAAUACCAAAUCCGCUUUCUACCGACUGUUACCCAGGGUGUUAAUGGCACUGAAACCAACCUGACCGUGACACAGCUGCCAGUCCUGGCCAAUCAUCCACGAGUUAGAGGUCCUAAGUUUUCUCGUUUGAAAGUGGGAGCUGGUGAUCGUUUGGACUACCGCUCAUCUGGGGUCUUUGUGCUUGCAGUCGGCAGUGGCAACAAGCAAUUAUCUUACCUCCACGAUUGUCAUCUGACCAAGGAAUACACUGUAAAAGGCAGCUUUGGCAUGGCAACAGAGGAUUUUACAGAGACGGGCCGACUGAUUGAGAAAACAACUUAUGAUCACAUCACUCGGGACAGUUUGGAGCGCAUCAUCGCUGUGAUCCAGGGCAGUCACCAGAAAGCACUGAUAAUGUAUUCUGGCAUUGAUUUGCAAAGCCAAGAAGCGUACGAGCUUGCAUGCCAGGGGAUGUUACGUCCAAUGAACAAGUCCCCUCCCAUCAUCACUGGCAUUCGAUGUAUAGAGUUCUGCCUUCCGAAUUUCAUUCUGGAGGUCCAAUGUGUACAUGAGACCCAGCAGUACCUGCGUAAGAUUGUCCACGAGAUAGGUUUGGAGCUGAAAUCUUCAGCAGUUUGCACCAGCGUGCGACGUACACGUGAUGGGAUUUUCACACUGGACGAUGCAUUAAUCAGAACGAACUGGAAAUUACAGAGCAUAUCCAUAGCAAUCCAACGCAACCAGCCGAGAGUGGAAGCUGCUCUCCUAAAGGACAGCUGGAGACAUAGUGACAUUUCUGAGGAAGACAUGCCCGCUGGAUUACUGCAGAGGUUUCCAGUGCCCUAAGUGGCUAAGAACUGAUUGGCUGAACUAUGCACAAACCUGUGGUCACAAGAUUUUGAUUUGCUCCAUCUGUGUUUACUGAUCAAGAGUGAAAUAUAUUUUUGUGGUAUUUCUACAAGGAAAUCUACAUCAGACA
Molecule: messenger RNA, 1286 nt
Organism: Hypanus sabinus (Atlantic stingray)
Lineage: Eukaryota; Metazoa; Chordata; Chondrichthyes; Myliobatiformes; Dasyatidae
Gene: trub2
Product: TruB pseudouridine (psi) synthase family member 2
Exons: 8
Coding region: 113-1153 (346 amino acids)
Biological process (GO): pseudouridine synthesis; RNA processing
Molecular function (GO): RNA binding; pseudouridine synthase activity
Source: RefSeq, a predicted model, not a curated record